AUGCACUCAGCAAUUGUCAACCUCUCUUCAGAAAAGCCUGGUCAACAUGUCGAAUCAUCGGAAAAAUCGCCCGAGACCGACGACAGGCUUGCUUAUCUCAAGGCGGCUGACGACUGGCUUCUUCAGCAUUGCUACAGCAAAGAGAACCUCGAAAUAGAGCGACUGUCAGGCGAGCGACUCCCUCUUGAACAAUGCUACAUCAAUCUCAUGGGUCCAGAAGGCGGCGUCAGAGUCAGAUUUCACGACCUGUUCAGCGCCGCGCGGGCUCACGGCGCGGCAUCCAAACACUCGACAAGAAUUCUCAUUCGUGGCCAAGCUGGUGUAGGAAAAACGACGUUCUGCAAGAAAGCUGUUCACGACUUUGUGCAGGACCAGGUCUGGAGGCAACACUUUGAUCGCAUUCUUUGGGUUCGACUACGCAACCUGCUAUCACGAGAUGGAGGAAACAACCUCAAGGAACUCUUUUGUGAUGAAUUCUUCUCGCAGCAUCCAAAAUGCAGCAAGCUUGCUGGAGCGUUGCAAGACGCGUGUACUGACCCCGCCGGCGAACUCGAAAUGAUCGGCUUUGGGACAGAUCAGGUGUACGAAUACGUUAAGCACAUGGAGCCCGAAAGACACAAAGAGAUUCAGACAUUCCUCUCGUCUCGCCCGCUCAUCCAAGACCUCGUCCGUAUCCCCAUUCAGCUCGAUGCCCUUUGCUAUGGCUGGGAUCAAGUUUUCAAUCAAGGCCCUGAGACCAUGACGGACCUCUACCAAUCGAUCGAAAAAGGUCUGUGGAGCAAGGAUAUCGGGCGAUUGGGAAAGUCAAGGAUUAGUCUAGCUUCAACUGAGAAGGAUCAAGUUUGUGACAAGGAGAUUGAAGAACUGAUCGGCGACGAAAUAAGAGUUGUUGAACAACUCGCGUUUACUGGACUGUGUAACAACAUUGUCGAGUUCCAAGACAAACACGUCAAUAUCAUUUGUCGAUACACCAGCACACAAUCUACCUUUGUCAAUAAUACCUUACCAAAGCUUUCAUUUCUACGGACCUCAGACUCUUCAGUGGGAAAGCCGAGUCGUACCUAUCACUUCCUACACCUGACUCUACAAGAAUACUUCGCUGACCGGUACUUUGUGCGCAUCUGGUUGCAACAUAACAAGGCGGAUCUUGUCUGCAUCAACUUCAACCCAAAUGCGAAAUGGUAUGCAAGGGCCUCGUCUCACACAGCUACAAAGCCGAGGGACUUCCUUUCCCAAAACAAAUACUCAUAUCGCUACAACAUCAUGUGGCGGUUUGUUACGGGACUGUUGCAUUCAGGGAGGAACGGCUCCGAUGAGCUGGCGUUACAGUUUCUCCAAGCCAUCGACACUAAGCCACUCGAUCUGAUAUGCAUAGCCCAUCAGAGACUGACAAUGCAUUGCCUCGCGGAACUGCGUCCUUCAAUAUCAUCGGAACGACUCAAAAGUCAUAGAAGCCGCCUUGAGGUUCAUUUAGUGAGAUGGGUUAUUUUCCAAGCUCAAAGCAGGAAGCUCCAAGAGGGUACAUUAGCCGACGAACCCGAGUUCCCCAGCAAGGCAUUGUUGAUACUAUUGCAAAAGGAGGAUCCAGUCACCUUCAGAGCCGCUUUGAUGGCUUACAAGAAGAAGAUGAGGUCAGGGCCUCGAGUCCCACUAGAAUUCGAGCACGUCUUGACAUGUCGGCUCAGAAGGGCUGGGUCGGAGAAAACACAAAAGUAUGGCGGACCCGUGCUUGAGAAUGAUGUUUCUACGAUAAUAAAAUCUCUUGGUCCGCCGGAACACUGGACAGAAAGCGUAAGCCUUGCACUGAGUCUGAGUCUUGAGAAUCGGAACCCUUGGGUCACAUCUGGUGUCCAUUCUGCGCUGAGCGAUCAUCCAGAGAUUAUAGCGACCCAUAUCGAAGCUAUAUCUGCCAUUCUUGACUCUGCCGAUACUAGUCUAAGAUGGCGGACCGUGGUAAGGUUGAGCAGACAGAAGAACCUUCCCCAGUCGACUCUUGAUCGCAUGGCAAAGUUUCUAUGCAGACCAGAAGAGGCACGCGUCGCAAGAGAGAGGAUCCUUGACAUCCUGACAGCUGAAUCUUACUGGGCGAAGUACCUGACUUUGAAAGCGACAGAGGAUCAAGGUGGUGAGAAACGAAGGGACGACGUGGAUCUCGUGCAGACUGGACUGAAGCUCAUCGAAGACGAUUACCUGGAGACUGCUGCUAUUGCAACUUUGGCACUUGGCUACCAAGACCAGCAACUACCGAGAAAGGUUAUCAAAAAGAUCUUGGCGAGCCUUUUGCGAGAUGAUGUAGUCAUCAGGCUGGCUUCUUUGGAUGUAUUAGCUCGACAAACAAAUCUUGAGAUUGAAGAUCUAAGAGCUGUAUCUGAUCAUCUGGAUAACCCAAACAGCACAGUUCAGCUUGCUGCCGUCAAAGUACUUGAGGGUCGGGCCUUUGGACAUCAACUCAGAAAUACGACUGGUAGCGGAAAGGAUCCUGAGAUCCCAGGAGUCUCUAUCCGAGAGAGGCGCCAAAAGCCCUUAUUUAUCCCUGGAGGGUUCUCGGACGUUAUGCCGCCGUUCCCUGAAGCGGCACUCAACAAGGUCAUCCCGUAUCUUGGAUCUGAAUAUCAGAAGAUUCGGCGGGGGGCGCUAUUAUUGUUAGAUGGUCAAUCUAAACUUCCCGAGACAGUGUUGCGAGCAAUUAUUGAGCGUCUGGUGGACGACUACGAGCCCAUACGUCGACAAGCGAUGAAGACCUUGGAACGUCACCGACUGGAUCUAAAUGAACGACUUUACUCGGCUAUAGAGUCCCAUCUGGAUGUCAAAGAUGAAGCGAAAAGAGACUUGGUGUUUCAAACUGUUUACAGAACAGCCAGAUGUCCAGAGACUGUGCUGCGAACUAUUGAAAAAGCUCUACAUGACAGGGAUCAUCUCAUACGACUCAAUGCUCUUACAUAUUCGAUCCAUCACCCGGAAAUUCCCGGCAGACUUGAUGAAGCUGUGGCAGCCUGCUGCGAGGCCCUAACACACAAAGAGCCCAAAGGAAGGGAUUGCAUGAUCAAGAUGCUUACUCGUGAGAACAAGAGAUUCCUGCCCGACACAAGAACCCUUCACGCUCUUGCAUAA
Messenger RNA from Fusarium subglutinans, 3111 nucleotides. Its product is annotated as NACHT LRR and PYD domain protein. Lineage: Eukaryota; Fungi; Ascomycota; Sordariomycetes; Hypocreales; Nectriaceae. The coding region runs from base 1 to 3111 and encodes 1036 amino acids. The transcript is spliced from 4 exons. The record is from RefSeq and is a predicted model, not a curated record.